AUGCCGCGAGUGGAACCCUUUGUCAGUGCGUUCGCCGGACCCACGGCCAGGUCGUAUCGGACUCCAGCCUCGCGGGGACGCAGUCCAAUGCAGGAACCGUCAUGGAGAAAUACGCUGGUGGGGCUUGUGUACGUCGUGGGCUCUGUGGGGUUGAGUCUUCAAUUCGUGUUCACGUUGGGGCGCCACACAACCAACGAUUUUUACUGGGCACACUUCAACACGACGGGGAUGCAAUCGUAUUUGGCCGAUCUGUGCAACGUCCAGCUGCCGCUUCUGCAAGCGCCGACCGCGAUCGAAUUCAACCGCAGCAUGGCCAUUCCCAAAGAUUACACUGGGCCCAACACCCUCGUCAGCGUGAGCCCUGCCAGGGCGCGGUCGUUUCUGCUUCAGACGAUGCCAUUGGACCAGAUCGUUCCGAGUCUCCAAACGUCGACCGUCGCCGCCAACUUUAAGUAUAUGACGCCAUAUUGUUGGGUGGAUUUCAACCACACGUUUGAGAUGGCGCACACCGCCAAGCGACAACAGCGAUGCCUGCUGCACGAUCACGACAAUGCCGCCGUGUACCUCGAGUCGAUUUUACGCAACGCCAAGCCGCAAGACAUUGUGAAAUCGUCGUACUUUUCCGACUUGAACUCUACCAUAUUUGCCGCUUUGUACGAGUCCAACGCUGGCCGCGAGUGGAUGACCUUUCUUCAAACCCACGAGGUGGCGCCAGUUGCUGUCGAAAUCGCCACGUGGCGCGACGCUGGGCUCACAAAAUGGAUCGUGCAGGUCAACAAUGCAAACGACCAAGGCUUAUUGGAAACCAUCACGGUCGUGAAUGCUCUGGGCAUUACGUCGACAAUCACAAUCGGCAGAGUGCCUAUCCGUGCCCGGGGGGGCGCGGCGUGGACGACCGCGAAUGCGUACUUUGGGAUUUGGAACGAUCUGGCUAUUUGCAGCACGUACUUUGGCUGCAGCCUCGUACGCGGCGCGUCGAAUCACUUUGAGGCCAUGGGCCUAGAUUGGGACGCCGACGUGGUGGCUGAGGAAGUUCCGUCGCCGACGACGCUACUCGUUCGCCGGUACAUUGGACCGUUCGGGUCGUUGGACUUGCGUUUCGUGGCCGUACCACCUGUCCUCUUGAACCUCGUCGCAGAGUUUCAGCGACAGUAUUACGAUGAACUGCAACGCGAUGCCACCGCCCGGGAAGCGUAUCGCGCGUUUGUGCCUGUGAAUGUCGACCCGAUUCCACCAGCUUGGAACGGCCUGUCAUUUUAUGGCGGCAAUCCACUGUGUGCAGGCCACGUCACCCGCGCGUACCCGCAGGAAACAUUUGGGUUUUACGAAGCAUGCGACAAUUCGGUUCCGUACACGAUUGUCCUGGGCAGCGACAGCGCCGUGUUUGCACUUCUAGCGAUGGGGCCUCUUCCUCGUGUGAACGCGAAGGUGGAGAUUUGUGGUAUGUGCCGCACAAAGCAACUGGAUUGCCACGACGCGCUUUCGAUGGCGUCGACUGUGCAGGAGAACAUUCCCGGGUUGUCGGGUUUCCCCCCGCAACAACCUGCGUUGUUGUCGGUUCUGGUGACUUUAAACCUGACAAUGAUCCAAUUCGCGACUACCAACCACAACACCCACGACGACGAUGUAUUCUUGACUCAACCGAUGGUCGAAGGGGGGGCGUUGUGGGAUUACUUUGGGUGGGUGUCCCUGUAUGACUGGGUUCAAGGGACCCGUGAAGUGUACAUGUUCGAAGGGGACGAAGGCAAUGUGACGCUCGUGUCGCCGUAUUAUGCCCGCUCGGAGAUGUCGGCCAACCCCCUCGAAGUCCCCCAAAGCGCGUGUCUUUACGUGUGGUACCUUUCUGUGUACGUGACGUUUGUCCUGUCCAGUGUGGGGGCGUUGAUGAUAGUAUUUGGGAGUUUGAUUCGGUUUCAAACGGACCCGACGCAAUGGUUUCACUUUAAUCGGGUCGUCGGGUCCGUCUGGAUCGGGCGUCCGUUGCUCUUGGUCCGCGGCAUGGCCGCCGCGACCAUCUUGUCGACCGCAAAUGAGCAAUUCAUCAUAUCCCAUGGGUUUUCCCAGUUUACAUAUAACGACCGAACGCUCGACGACGUGCUCUUGUUGGCCGGCGAGGCGCUGUGGAUUACUUAUGUGCUCGUGGACAUUUGCUUGCCAGUCACCCACGGCGUGUCGUUCCUGUACGCGCCACUGAGCAGUGGGUUGGCGUGGUGUACCAUCGCUGCGUUGGAAUGGACGAUUCCGUACAAGUCUGAAACAGUUCUGCAGCCCAACAAUUGCACCGUUCAACCUACAGGACAAGAAGUGUACUGCACCAGUGGGUCUAUUGCUAUUGGCAGCUGGAACCGUGUCGUCUUGAUAUGUGUCGUGAGCGCUGCGUCCGUCGUCGUGGCGUACGUUGUGGUCAAAGGAUGCAGCACCGUAUCGAUCGACUACCACGAGACCAAACCCUCGUCAAAACAUGUGCAUUGUAUGGUGCCUGGCGCGUCGCACGGGCACUUGCUCAGGGCUACGCACGAGCAUCGCAUGGACAAUGUAGCGUGCAUCAUGUCUGGCAUGAUUCCGCUCAUGCACGACCUGUUUGAUGUGAAACUGUGGGCAGUUAUGCGCAAGAGCACGCGAACCCCCGUCGGGUUUACGUUUCCGACUCUGGGAUUCAAGCGCCACAACCAGGGGGCACUCCCGGGACCUCCACCACCAUCACACUUUGUGCCACGUCACCAACCCCACCGUCGGGAUGCGAUCAUGGGCUUGAUCUACAUGGGCGCAACCGUCGCAGGAAGCUAUGUGUACCUGGCCUUGACCGAUUCCACCAUGGCCAACGACAUGUGGUGGACGACAUUUAACAGCACAGGCACGCAGCUGUUCUUGUCGUCGUGGUUUACAUUGCAAUUGGCUUCCACCAACGCCCUCCUGCCGUCAUCGACUAGGUUGGACGUUCCCAAGUAUGCAAGUACCCAACGCUACAACUCGUCGACAGCGUCGAUUGCAGUGCCUCAGUUGUACGCGACGGCCAUCCUCGACGAAGUCAAUACACUAGAAAACGUCGUCCGCGGGCUUCGAGCCAUGGACAGUUGCUCAUUGCCGUGGAUCUUUGCGGCGCACUGCUACGUCGAUUUCGGCCAUACAUGGGAAAUGGCGCCGACAGCAGCCAAGCAGCAGCGCUGUCAAAAUGAAACAGAUAACGCAGCCGUGUACUUGGAACCAUUGCUUCGAAAUGCGCACUGGCCCGACUUAUCCCGGUGCUGGGGCGAUGCCAUUGAAACGAGUAUUUUCAAAGCACUACGAACGAGCGUGACGGGGCGCGAGUGGAUUGCGCACACGGUGCAAACGAUGGACGACGGCAUCAUUUUGGCCGCCGCCGCCGAGGUCAGGUAUUGGCAAUCCCAUGGCAUUUCGUCGUUUACGACCCAGUGGCAAAACUUCAAGAUCUUGGGCGUGGUCGAAUCGUAUUCAGUGCGCAACGCGUUUGGGUUUUCGCACCCGUUUACGCUCAAGCAGUUGAAUUCGUCGGUGCAGCUCCAAAGCCAAACCAGCUACAAGCUGUAUUCGGGGCUCGCGAAUACCUUCACGGCAGUGUGCACCAACGGGUCGAGCGUGGCGGGGCGUUCGCUCAUUCGAAACGCCAACGACUUUGCCUUUCAAAAUACAACGCCCGAAGCCCUUCUUGGGACUGCGUUUUUGCAUGCACUGGUCGUCCCGAUUGGACCAGCAUUGGGUUCGAUUCGAGCCAUGAUAGGGCCAUUUGGCUCGAUCGACGCAAGGCGAGUGGCAUGUCCAAAUUCCCUUCAGCUCUUGUAUCGAACCUUGACGGAAGACGUCGCGCAGGGCAUCGUGUCCAACGCCCCAAAGCUUGAAAACACCACGGCGCUGUUCAAGGGUCAGUACUACUCGCCGCUAUCCAAGAUGUGGAGCGCGCAACAACUCGUGGGCGGCAACAUCAUGUGCGAGUCUGACCCUCUCUCAACCAACUAUGGGAACGACGUGAGCGAGUUCUUUACGAUCCAUGGGCGCUGUGACUCGACCCUCUUGGGCACGGUACGCCCCUCGGGCCCCAUGCAAGUCAUGUCAAUCAUCGCGUCCAACUUGAGCUCGACCACCGACCCUGCUCCCAUUUGCGAACGAGAAAAACGCUAUCGUGAUGGCUGCCAUCUUGCCUUGACGUCGCUCCUUCCCCUGGUCCAGUAUUUUCCCGUGCAUGACAUCAAGGAUUUAGUUCACGCUGUCGUGGAGGACGUCCGAGACAACUUGAGGAUUGCCCUUGUCCAGUUUGUUCGACAGCAGGCCAACGUGAAUGCGUUGGACCUGUCGAUGUCCAUGCUUUUUGCCCCCACCGAGCCAGAAUUUGAGUUUUUCGCGUGGUUUUACCUGUUUGAAUGGGCAGAACAAACCCGCGAGGUCGUGAUGUUUGAAGGGGAACACGGGCGCUUGACCACCAUGUCGGGCAGCGUCCCCCCCGUCGCUCAGACGGUGAAUGGCAUGGAGAUACCAGUGUCCGUGGCGUUUUACACGCGUUUAGCGAUCCAAUACGUGACGUUUAUGUUUCUCCUUGUGGGGUGCUGCGUCUUGUGCUACAUCAUCGCAGUGCGCGGUUACGUGGAAGGGCGGAACUUCGUCAAAGUGAACCGUGUCGCAGGAAUGGUGUGGGUCGGCCGUCCGUUGAUUUUGCUUCGGGGGAUCACGGCGAUUUGUCUCUUGUCGACUCCGAGUCUGUCGCUUGUUCAAACCCCCAACGGCGUCGCGUCGUACUUUGUAUCGCCGCCGCAUUUCUGGCUAACGACGUUGAUGUCGUCGGGCGAAGCGUGUUGGCUAGUUUACAUCCUCAACGACAUGUGUUCCCCGUUCACGCUCAACCACACGGCGUACGCGUCCAAGAGCAGCAGCUUGGUGUGGUUUGUCUCGUUUGUGCUCAGUGUGGCAUCGCCUGUGCAACACGAAGUGUCGGUGGCGAGGAAGUGCACUGUUGAAUCCGUGGACUUUCAACUUGUCUGCGACGCAGGGACAGUAUACUUUGGUAGUGUUUCACGUUGCCUCGAGUUGGUUGGCAUUGCUUGUGUAUCGUGCAUGCUUUGCUAUCGCAUCCAGCGUCGAAUUCACACCAAUCAAGCUGAGGUCGAGUCUCGCAAACACACAUCGCCCAUGCUGCAUGCUGUGGCGAUCCACAACCUACACUUCGCAAAUUGGCACUACAACGGACUCUCGUACAUAGACAAGGCGACGGCGGCCAUGACAGGAAUCCUCAGCCUUCGAAUCGGCGAGAUGUUGUACCUGUUUGACAUCAAGUCGUGGCGACUGCAUUCGAUCGACACGGCCGACACGCGCGACACCUCCAUGGAUCCGUUCCUGUUCCAAGCAGUCCCGUUGAUGGACGGGUCCCGCAAAAAUCAAGGGACUUCCAUCAUUCUCGCAUUCACCACCGCCAUGACCCAAGUGUUCAUCGUCGCUGCCAAGCGCACCCCCUUCGGCGCCUUUGGCGGCAAGCUCAAGUCCAUCUCUGCGACUGACCUUGCGACCCACGCCACGAAAGCAGCGUUGCAAGCCGCCAAAUUGGACCCUGCUCUCGUGGACACUGUCAUUGUUGGUAACGUCGCUCAAACGUCGUCGGACGCGGCCUACCUUGCCCGCCACGUUCUCUUGAAGAGCGGUAUUCCGCUUGAAAAGCCUGCACUCACGAUCAACCGCCUGUGUGGGUCGGGGUUCCAAAGUCUCAUCAACGGGAUCCACGAAAUCAAACUCGGCGAAGCGUCCAUCGCAGUCGCUAGCGGGACCGAAAACAUGUCCCAAGCGCCGUUGGUGUCGUACGGCGACAAAUCUCGAUUCGGUGUCGGCCUUGGUGCUGGCCUCCAACUCCAAGAUUCGCUGUGGUCGGCCUUGACGGACUCGUACGCGAAGUGCCCCAUGGGGAUCACCGCCGAGAACCUGGCGGCGCAAGUCGGUGUGUCACGCGAAGAAUGCGACACCGUGGCGUUGCGCAGUCAAACAUUGUGGGCGAAGGCUCAUGCCGCCGGGGUGUUCGACGCCGAACUCGCGCCCAUUGACGUCAAGGUGAAGGGGAAGUUUGAGAGCUUUGCCACCGACGAACACCCGCGCGAAACGACGCUGGAAAAGCUUGGCAAGUUGAAGACUGUGUUCAAGGACGGCGGAGUCGUCACGGCGGGCAACGCGUCCGGUAUCGCGGAUGGUGCCGGCGCGAUCAUUUUGGCGUCGGAGGCGGCGUUGAAACACGCGGCCCCGCUGGCCCGCGUCGUCUCGUACAGCGUCGUGGGGGUCGACCCGUCCAUCAUGGGCAUUGGUCCCGUGCCUGCGAUCCAACAAGCGUUGAAGCGCGCGAACUUGACGCUCGACGACAUGGACUUGAUCGAAAUCAACGAAGCGUUUGGCGCGCAGUACCUCAGCUGUCUCAAGGAACUGGGUGCGAACCCCGAGAUCUCAAACGUGAAUGGCGGUGCGAUCGCCCUGGGCCAUCCGUUGGGGGCGUCGGGCAGUCGCAUCACGGCCCACUUGACCCACGCGCUCAUUCGCACCAAGAAGCGCUAUGCCGUCGGCGCUGCUUGCAUUGGCGGCGGGCAAGGCAUUGCCAUCAUCUUGGAAAACGCGACGCUAUGA
Molecule: messenger RNA, 6606 nt
Organism: Aphanomyces astaci
Lineage: Eukaryota; Oomycota; Saprolegniomycetes; Saprolegniales; Verrucalvaceae
Exons: 2
Coding region: 1-6606 (2201 amino acids)
Biological process (GO): fatty acid beta-oxidation
Molecular function (GO): acetyl-CoA C-acetyltransferase activity
Source: RefSeq, a predicted model, not a curated record